Molecule: messenger RNA, 1216 nt
Organism: Erigeron canadensis
Lineage: Eukaryota; Viridiplantae; Streptophyta; Magnoliopsida; Asterales; Asteraceae
Product: cell number regulator 6-like
Exons: 5
Coding region: 170-901 (243 amino acids)
Source: RefSeq, a predicted model, not a curated record
UUCUCCGAAACAACCCGACCCGGUGUAUCGGUAGAAUAUCCGAAACAACCUGCUCUUUCUUAAACCUCACACCAAAUUUCCAUUCCAACUCCAACAUACUAACUCACAUUUGUGUGCUUGACCAGCUACUGAAUUCAGUCAACGAUCAGGUAAGAUCAACACAAAGAGGAUGGCGGAUGGAGAUAAUAAUCCAUCACGAUAUGUAAAAUUGAACAAAAAUCAAGCGCCGGUUGAAAUCAAUCCCGGUGAACUUAAUCAGCCGAUUGAAGUUCCUCAGUUGAAUGUUCGCAAGUGCAAUGAAUGUGGACAGGCUUUACCCGAGAGCUUUGAGCCUCCUGCUGUUGAGCCUUGGACUACUGGUAUUUUUGGUUGUGCAGAAGAUACUGAAAGUUGCAGGACAGGACUUUUUUGUCCUUGUGUUCUGUUUGGGCGUAACUACGAAAGCUUGAGAGAUGACUAUUCUUCUGCAACUACUCCAUGUGUUCUUCAUGCAAUUUUCGUUGAGGGUGGUUUGGCACUUGCUGCAACAACAGCAGCAUUGCAUGGAUUUAUUGACCCGAGGACAUCAUUUCUCAUUUGUGAAGGGGUUUUGUUUGGUUGGUGGAUGUGUGGUAUAUACACCGGCAUUGUUCGACAGAUGUUACAGAAGAAAUACCAUCUUAAGAACUCUCCGUGUGAUCCAUGUUUGGUUCACUGCUGCAUGCAUUGGUGUGCUUUGUGUCAAGAACAUAGGGAAAUGAAGGGAAGGCUUUCUGAUAACUUUGUGAUGCCAAUGACUCUGGUCAAUGCCCCUCCUGUUCAACAAAUGAACUCAUCUCAAGACAAUCAAGACUCAUCUUCAGCACCAUCGUCCUCUGCAAAUGGCCAUGAACAUACCGACCUAGAGAUGCAACCGAUAUGAUAGCAGUAUCUGGUAUUACAUUUUACAUCCAUGAAGUUGCUUCUACAGACAUAAUUGAAUUGGUUGCUUUAUAUUUUGUAUUUUAAUUCAAUCACCGUUGUUUGAUAGGAGGGAAUCUGAACUUCAGUUUAGGUUUUGAACUCGUAGGUAUGAUGAUUAGACUGUUAGAGUAUAUUAUAUAGUUUUCUGGGUGAGCUUUACUGACUUUGGAUGGAUGAUUAUGAGGCAAUGGAGCAUUGUCUUGAUAUGUCUUGGGUCUCUUAUGUGGAAUUUUAGUCACGGUAUGGGGGUAUAUAGAUAUUAUUAUACUCUGUA